Messenger RNA from Prorocentrum cordatum, 5418 nucleotides. Lineage: Eukaryota; Dinophyceae; Prorocentrales; Prorocentraceae. The record is from the annotation of a GenBank genome assembly.
UCCCUGGCGCUGGCCCUGAACGGCCAGCUCUGGGAGGUGUGCGAGCUGUGCUACAUCCUGGCGCUGGCGCGGCAGCACGCCAGGCGGGCCCAGCUGACGCCGGGCGAGCGAGCGUUGCUGCUGGAGCAGGCGCCCCACUUGACGGCGCUCCUGGCGGCGCUGGCAGGGCUGGCGGACGAGGCCGAGGCGCAGCGACGGCGGGCCGCGGGCGUGGCCACGCCCAAGGGGGCGCGGGAGCCGCGGCAGGUGGCCCCGGCGCAGGGGCUGCUGCGCUACCCCCCCUCGGCGCUGCCGCUCCCCCUGGCGGCGGAGGCGCUGCGCUGCUGCCUGGGGCCCCCCCGCUGGAGACUGCGGCUGGAGCGUUGCCAGGCCCGCCUGCCGCCGCGCCGGGAGGCGAUGCGCCUGGGGCGCCACCCGGCGCCGUGGCUGGGGCUGGCGCGGCCCUUGUGGGGGCCCUGGCGGCGCUGCCUGCUCCAGGAGAAGGGUGGCGGCGUGGCGGCCGCUGCAGGGCCGGCGCCCGCCGGCGGUGGCGCCGUGGCGCUGGCGCGGCUGGUGGACGGCCCCUGGAUUGGUUCGCCGGCCCUGCAGCUCGACGCCUUCACGGCCGGCACGGUGCUGGAGACGCCCACGCACGUCGUGGAGGCGGGCGCGUCGGGCCCUGGCGGGAUCUACCUCUCCGUGAGCUUCCGGGGCGCCUCGUUGCCGGCCCACGCCCUGGAGCUGGACCUGAGCUUCCCCGCCCCCGGCGCUGGGCAGCCAGGGGCCCUGCACUUUUGCGCGGGCGGCGCCGCGGCCUGCAGGGCCCCGCGGCUGGUCGGGCGCGGCGAACGGCGCGCCGACUGGCUGCGCCUGCGGUCGGCUCGGAGCUUGGUCGAGCCGUGGGUUCGGCUGACCUUCCGCCGCCUCGCGGGGGCUGCGGUUGGGUUCGCGGCGGCCGCGGCUCCUGCGGGGGCGGCCGGGGCUCGCCCGCUGGUGGCUGGCCGACGCCGUCACGAGCAGUCGCGAAGCGAUGGCGAGGAGCGGGCCGGCGGCGACCAGCUGGAUUUUCGCGUCGCCCCCUCCCGCGGCAACGCCAUUCUGGCGGUGGCCGACGGGCGCCCAGGCACGCUGCACAACGAAGCGAUUGCCCAGAUCGCGCGUGUCAUGGGCCUGCGGGAGGGGGCGGACGGACAGGGGGUGCGUCCUCGCAUCAGGGGCCGCCUCCAGGCCUUGGUCUUCGGCCACCACCCGUUCCACUCGGUCGGGGAGCGGACGGUGCGCGACCUCCAGACGCUGGCCGCAGCGAUGGACCUGCUCGAGGAUGGCUCGCUGGCGUCGGUCGCGGACACGCUGAUGCAGCGGUUCAGGGCGCUGGAGAUGGCGCUGAACGACGGCAGCUGGUGCAUCGCCAACGAGCUGGAGGCGGUCAAGGGCAUCCGCCCGACGCCCGCCUCCCGCGACGAGCAGGAGUCGGCGCGGAGGUCAGCUACGCUGCGGCGGCGGCUGGAGGAGGUCCGCGCCAGGGGCAGCCCCCGGCCGCUGACCCGAGGAGACGGCGGCUGCGGAGCCGCCCCGAGGGCCCUCUCCAGGGCGGAGCCGUGGGCGCGGGAGCGACCCCGCUCGCCGCGGUCGGGCCUUCUUCGCGACGAGGCGCGGCCCGCCCCGGCGGGGCCGCGGCGGCCGCGGGCCAGGCUGCCAGCGGGCCGGAGGGCCCCGCAGCCGCUCGCGAGGCCUCGAGGCCGGGAGGCGGCGCGCGCGGGGGCAGCUUGGCCAGAGGCGGGCGCCCCCCUGGCGGUGCUCUUCCGCACGUGGCAGGAGAAGGCUAGGGCUGCUGCCGAGCCCUCCCGCCGCCCGCUGGACGCGGGCCCGAUCUUCGAGGAGCUGAUGCGAGAGUUCCCAGGGUCGCUUGGGGUCUACGUGGUCAAGUUCACGCACAGCGGGCAUCGGCCAACUAGACGGGGGCGGCUGCAGCGUGAUUUGCAACCGCUACCCUGUCCCGAUCUUGAAGCUUCGGACUUCACAGUGGAGGAGAAGAUUGACCCAGGCGACCUGGCCUCGCUGCAGUCUCGCUCGAGGGUAAUCGUGAUGGCUAUGUACUGGGAGGCCGGCUACCGCCACCUGAAGUGGGCCGUCGUCUGCGGGCUGGAGCCGAAUGCGGCCCAGCGCUCGGCUCUCCUCGGGAUCGCGCGGCUGAUCUACUCGAGCGUCGCGCUCGAGCCCGCCAUGGCCGGGACCCUCGACUGGUCCGAGAAGCUGAAGGACCGGGCCAUCGCGCACGACGGCUCGGAGGUCUCCACGCCGAGCAAGAUCACGCUCGAGCAGAUCGAGGGCGGCUUGCCGCCUGCGGGGGUAGCCGCCUCCAUCGAGGCCGCAGAUCUCGCCGCGGACUUCGUGUGGGCGGCGCUGCUGGACCCCGCCCUGGUCCUCCUACCGCCGGCGCAGAGGCGCCCCGCGCCGACCUCGGCGCGCGUCCGGGCGACGGCGCAGGAGUGGGAGCAGGUGGUGAGCGCCCUGCUUGCUCGAGGGGUGGUCGCCCCGUUCGACGAGGGCGAGAUCGCGACCAGAGACGGGGUCCAUUUGAUCGACGAGGCCUUCGGCGUGGCGAAGGUGCACGUCGCGCCGGCCCGCUGCGGCGACGGCGAGGAGCGGCCCGCCCUGCGGCCCAUCGUCAACCUGAUCCCCGCGAACGCGUGCCAGCGCGUCAUCGCGGGGGACACCCCCGUCAUGCCGGCGACGGGGCAGCUGAACGGGCUGGUGCUGGCUCCAGGGGAGCAGCUGCUCUGGAGCGGGGCGGGCCGCAACGCGAACUCCUGCGUCUUCAGGGCGCCCCCCGCCUGGCGGCCCUACAUGGCGCUGGGGCCGCCGGCCCCGCGGCGGCUGGUGGGCGGCAGCGGCGACGGGCUGACCCGCAUCGCACUGAGAGUCAUCGGCGCGGGCUGGAUCAGCGCGGUCGGGGUGACGACGCACCUCCACCGCAACAUGCUGAGGCGGUCGGCCUCAGCCCCCCGCGGGCUGCCGCCUGCGGCCGAGGUGGUGCGCGCCCGCCGCCUGCCCGCGGAGGCCCAGGCAAGCGGCGUCGCGAUGUGGUUCAGCUACGUCGACAACCUCGAGAUCGCGGAGAUCUUGUCGAGUGAGAAGGCCGUCAAGCUGAAGGGGACUAUCCCCGUGCUGCUGAGCCGGGCGUCGGCCAGCUACGAGGAGGCUGAGUCCCCCGGAUCGCCGGGCAAGGAUGUCCACCGUGCCCAGCAGGUUUCCAGUUUGGGGGACCUCGUGGAUGGCGAGGCUGGUGUGCAGCGGCCGCCGCUGGGCUACGUCACGGAGCUCGUGGGCCUGACGCUGUGGUUCCUGGCGAGACCGCUCGCCGCCGCCUUCGUGAACGCGUGGAAGUGGCUGGCGUCGGGCCGCUCGGGCUGGCUCAUCACCCUGGGCGUCGCCGAGGACCUGCUGACCGCGGCCGCGCUUGCGCCGCUCGGCGUGGCGGACAUGCGGCUGACCGUCGACCACCUCGCGACGGCGUCCGACGCCUCGGAGGCCGCGGAGGCGAUCGUCUACCCCCAAGGGCUGUCGGACAUGGGCCGCGCCCUUGCAGCUGGGGGGCCGCGGGCCCUCAACCCGGCCUGCGAGGAGGGCGUCGCGCUGAUCUCCGUCUUCUCGGGGAUCGACGGGGCGCGCCAGGCCUUCGAGAUCCCGGGGCUGGUCCCGGCGGCGCACCUGUCGUUCGAGGUGGGCGCCAAGGCCGUGCGCGUGGCUCGGCGGGCGUACCCCAGCACCGUGCACCUGGGGGGCGGCACGGCUGCAGAUCCUGCGCAUCUGGCAGGCCUCCUGAGGGGCCACGGCCGCAUCACGAAGGUGAUCGUGAUCAAGGGGCCCCCCUGCCAGGGCUUCACGGUGGUGAACGUGGCCCGCGAGGGGAGCGCGGACCCGAGGUCGCAGCUGGCGGGCCACAUGUGGAGGCUCAUCGAGGGGCUGAGGCGCGAGCUGCCCGAGGCCACAGUAGACUUCCUCAGGGAGAACGCGGCGUCCAUGGCAGAGGACGAGGUCCUGGCCUUGAACAAGAUGUUCGGCCGAGUGCUGGUGUCCCUCGACGCCGCGGACCUAGGCUGGGUCCGCCGCCCGCUGCUGCACUGGCCGUCGCGGGACCGGCUGCCCGCCUUCGAGAUGUCGGCCGAGAUGAAGGCGGCGGCGGAUGGGGCCCGGCCGCGGGCCUGCCGAGCGCGGCUGGCGACGGAGCUGCCGCCCGUCUCGGAGUGGCUGCCGCGCGGGGCCUCCUGGCCGGGGGCCGCCGCAGGUGGCCGCCUGCCGACCUUCGCGCGCCGGGCGCUGCGGAGCUCGCCUCGGCCGCGGCCCGCGGGGCUCCGCCAGUGCACGCCGAAGGGGGUGGCGCGCUUGACGGCAGCGAGCUACGCAGCCCCGCCCUACCAGUUUCAGGACUGCUUCUGCCUGCAUUGGGCGGAUGUGCGGAAGGAGCCGCCGCGGGCAGUAGAGCGCGAGGUGCCGAUGGGCUUCAGGCGGGGCCGCACCGUGCCCUGCAUGAGCAGCUCCUCCGCCAAAAGCGACCCCGAGCGCCUCGAGGCCCUGCGGCGGUCGCUCGUGGGGAACUCGUUCCAGUGCGAGGUCGUGGCCUGGUGGCUGAGCCACUGGGCGGUGCACCACUCGACGCUGGUGGCAGUGCCGUCCCUGCGGAGCCUCCACGAGAGCUCGAGGAGCUGUUCGAUGGGCCGCAAGCUCUGGGCUGGCGACGUGGAGACGCUGCGGUGUGGGCGCGAGGCCGUGUGCGAGGAGAACCUGCACCUGGUGGAGGAGGCUGGCCGCACGCCCGCGGCGGGCGCUGGGCAGGAGGCGCGCGCCGUCUACGUCGGCCGCGGCUCGCGCCGCUGGGGGCUCGGCCCCUCCAAGUGGGGGAACCCGUGCCCCGUGGUGCCGGGGCGGCCGGCCGGCGACGCCGUGGCGCUGUUCGCAGGCUGGCUGCGCACCCAGCCCGAGCUCCCGGACCAGCUGGGAGUGCUGGAAGGGGCUCGGCUGCUCUGCCACUGCCCCUCAGGCGAGCCCUGCCACGCGGACGUCCUGCUGGCGGAGCUGGGGCAGCGCGGCAAGGGGUGCUCCCAGCCCUUCCUGGAGCACCAGAGGGUGAUGGUCUCGCUGGUGAUGACGCGCCGCCACUCGGGCGCCGACCUUCAACUGGAUGCCGAUGCAGGGCGUCUGGCAAGAUGUUCCGACGGCAUGAGAUCAGCGCUGGCAUUUGGAAGUGGAAGGUCGCACGCCAGCUCGUUUGCGAGACCAGGUGCCGAGCCAACGCCUCAGAUGCCUGCUCGAGUCGCCGCCGCAAUGGCCAGCUGGGGUCUCGAGCGCAAUGAUGCACUGUCGCUGGACCCUGCCAGCUUUAGAGCGGCACGCUCCCAGCCUUUCACGCCGCUCUUGGGCGUGCCGCUGCAGGCGUGA